CACUCAUUUCGCUCAUUAAAGAAACAACCAACUUCAGUGUCAUUAAUUAAAAAUAUUGACCGCAAUACAUAACCUAAUGACAAAUAUAAAAUAAACCAGAUUAACAAAAGCGAAAAAAAGUUCGUAACUAAUUACUCCGACCAAUGUCACUAACUAUAGCCUUACUCUCGAAAUACAAACAUAAAUAAACGCGUUACUAAUGUACUAACAAGCGUACAACUGUUAAGGACAGUUGUCGCACUCCCACUUACUGAACAUAGCUCGAACGCUAACCAUUGUAUCGCGAGUGGUUGCACUGUACACACGGAUGAGAUCGCGAGUGUAGUGAAGUGUGAAAAAUGUCAAACACAGUCUGGACUCCGCCUAACAUAGGCCAAAUCUGCCCUGAGCAGCAGGCCCCGUUGACACAAUGCUCGACCACAGGAUUCGUGUUUCUCUCCUUACUGACUCAACUCUACGGCCAAUCAAAGGAUCAACCUAAGAACGAUUUUCCAUCAUGGGAAUUACCAGCUUUUCGGGAUACGAAGCCUAUAUCACCAGGAUUUGAAGAAGUUGUCAGCCAGUACCCAGAGCCUAGUCCAGAGCUACCACCGUUAAGUUCGUCAAUACAGGAUACGUUUUUCACGAAUAAGUUUCAUAAUACGUUCCAUAAUAAGUCGCCUUUGAGGAAUUGGGAGAAAGUCACAAGGGUUCGUAGUCGUGGUCCGGGCGGUAGUCGAGGAUUAACGGUGACGUCAUAUUUCCCUAUAUUUGAUUUCGAAAAAUUCAUUAAAAAAACGGAAAGCGAGGAAGAAGAGGAAUUUAACCGUAACCGUGCACGAUUCGCUUUGGAUAAUAAUAAUAAUGAGAAGCUAAAGGAAGACUUGGAUCUUGGAUCGUUUGAUAGUCCUCUUUCAAAGUAUCGCAGGGAUAGUGACUUUGAUUUUAUGAAGGAGAUCUUCACUGAUUCUGAGCCUGAGACAUCGAAGAGUGAGAAGGUUGAAAUAAGGAAGAUGAAGAAGAUUGGCUCAAACAGACGACGAAAGAGGCAGACUUCGGAAGAGUUUGGCUCAAACAGACGACGAAAGAGGCAGACUUCGGAAGAGUUUGACUUCAUAGUGGUUGGGGCUGGGUCUGCUGGUUGUGUGAUUGCAAAUCGUCUCUCUGAAGUGAAACAAUGGAAGGUGCUGUUAAUAGAAGCUGGUCCAGAAGAACCUGACAUUACCAGCGUCCCAUCAUUCGCACCAGUUCUGGGUAGAUCUAGCAUUGACUGGAAUUACAGGACACAGCCAGAAGAAAUGACUUGCAGAGCUCAGAGGGGACAGACUUGCGCUUGGUUGAGAGGGAAAACUAUGGGAGGAUCGAGUGCCAUAAACUACAUGAUAUAUAUGAGAGGGAACAGGAGGGAUUACGACAGUUGGGCAGAACUUGGCAACCAUGGAUGGAGUUAUAGAGAGGUUCUCCCAUACUUCAAGAAAGCAGAAAACAACCAAGACGUGGAAGCUCACGACACCUACCAUCACGGUAUUGGCGGACCAAUCAACGUCGAGCGUCUAAACCACCUCGACGUCAACGUCAUGAUGCUAGUCCAAGCCUAAGAAAAAGGACUACCAAUCACUGACUUCAAUGGAGAAAACCAAAUGGGAACAGACAUAGCCCAAACAACAACUAAACAAGGGCAACGAAAUUCAGCCAACAGAGCCUAUAUAACUCCCAUCAGAUACAAAAGACCAAAUCUUCGUGUUAUUAGCAGCGCUUAUACCACUAAGGUCCUCAUCGAUCCUAUUACAAAGACUGCUUAUGGAAUCGAAUAUGUUAAAAAUGGAGAAAUAUUUAGAGCGUUCGCUGAUAAAGAAGUUAUAGUAAGCGCUGGAGCGAUCAAUUCUCCAAAAUUGUUGAUGUUGUCUGGUAUUGGACCGAAAUAUCACUUGCAAAGUUUAAACAUUCCCGUGUUGGCUGAUUUAAGUGUUGGUGCUAAUCUCCAAGACCAUAUUACUACCGACGCUCUUACUCUAGCUUUGUCAAACAAAACUGCAACAGCUGUUGAUGAACAUCAACUAAUGGAUGAAGUACAUGAGUUUUAUGGCCAACACUUGCCUAAACAAGGACCAUUGUCAGCUACCGGUACUCUCACAGGUACAGCAUUCAUAAGCACACAUUACCACGAAGACGUACCAAACAUACAAUUCCAUUUCGACGGUAGAAAUGUUAGAGAAUUUUACUCGGACCCCACAACCUAUUUGUCUACAAACAUAUUUCCUUUAGCAUUCUACGAUGGACUAUCAGCCAGACCUUUAUUAUUGACUCCUAAAAGUAGAGGUUAUAUACUUUUGAAUAAUACUGAUCCAAUAUACGGUCAACCUUUGAUUUACUCAAGGUUCUUUACUGAGAGAGAAGAUCUGGAAGAUCUAAUAGAAGGAAUCAAAUUCGCUGUGAGUUUAGAAGAGACAGAUGCCUUCAGAGCAAGUGGUGCUAGGUAUGUGAGAAUACCAGUUCAAGCUUGUUCGCAGUACAUUUGGGGUACAGAUGAAUAUUACACUUGUAUCCUAAUCCAAUACACAUCUACCAUUUACCAUCCAGUAGGGACAUGUAAAAUGGGUCCAGAAUGGGACAAAGAAGCAGUUGUGGAUCCAAGAUUGAAAGUAUAUGGGAUUCAUAAGCUUAGAGUAGUUGAUGCGUCUAUCAUGCCUUUGAUUGUAAGAGGUAAUACUAAUGCUCCCACGAUAAUGAUUGCUGAAAAGGCUUCUGAUAUGAUCAAGGAAGAUUGGUUAUAAUUAGAACUUUAAUUUAAAUGUAAUAAGAUUUAAUUUUCGUUUGUACAUGUCUUCCAGAUAUAACAUUGCAGAGCUCUGUGUGGUGAAAAUAUUGUUUUAUGGAACAAACUAAGAGGCAGAGUGGUUGUGCUAGUAGCAGAUCUGGAAGAUUAUAGUAGUUUAGUAGGUAUUUAAGUGCUUGUAUGCUUGUCUGGGUAAAGUUAAAUGAAAGUGAAUUUGAAUUUUAUGUUAAUAGAUUUAGAGACUAAAGUAAUAAUCACUGCUGAAUGAUCUUGUACAGUGAUGUGUUGUUACAAGAUUUGUGCUAUUUAUUUUUAAGUUGUUAAGCUCGAGUUUUUAUAUAUUUGUUUUUAAAAUGCUGGAUUUUAUAAAUAAAAAAAGUAUAUAACGA
Spodoptera frugiperda (fall armyworm) is the source of this 3144-nucleotide messenger RNA. RefSeq names its product glucose dehydrogenase [FAD, quinone]. NCBI's taxonomy places the organism in Eukaryota, Metazoa, Arthropoda, Insecta, Lepidoptera, Noctuidae. Gene Ontology annotation, molecular function: flavin adenine dinucleotide binding; oxidoreductase activity, acting on CH-OH group of donors. The record is from RefSeq and is a predicted model, not a curated record.